AUGCUCCAGCCCCUUAAUCAUCUUCAUAGUCCUCUGCUGGACCAACACCAGGAGCUCCAGUACUUUCGGCCCCACAGGCAGUGGGUGAAUCAGAGCGCCGGCCAUCACCGCCCUCUGCCCAGAGCUGCCCACGGCGAAGGGCUCGCUCCCGUCCCGUCCCGUUCCCCGCCCGGGGCUCCCGGAGCCGCCCCCGCCCCGCCAGAGCCCCGGGACGCGGGGCCCCUCCCGGGGGCGCGCCCGCCGCUCCCGCUGCCAGCGUGGCACAGCCCCGGCUCCCGCCUCACCUGCUCCGCUCCCCGCCGGCAGCAGCCACCUCUUUUCCUUUCUCCCGCCCGCCCCGCUGACAGCCCGGCUUUGUCCGCCCGCCCCUCUCCGCUCCGCCCCGCGGGAGGUGCCACGGGAGCUGCUCCGGGCACGGCAGCCGAGCCCCGGGACAGUGGGUGCCCUUCUCUGCCAGUGCCGCCGGCAGCAUCCCGCCCCGCGGAGCGGCUGCACCAACCCGCGCCUGGAUGCAGUUACUAUUAUGGUUAUUAUUAUUGUUACUUUGCUGUUAAGCUGCGGGUGGCGGCAGUUCCCAGGGGAGCGCAGCCCGGCACCGUGCAGCCCCCGCGGUUUCCUCUCAGCCACCGGUCCCGGAGCGCCCGUCGGACGGCGCCGGGGCUGGGAAGCAUCUCUAGCAUCUCGCCUCUUGGCCGGCUGCAUCCCCACGGCUCGGCUCUGAGGCCGGCCGGACCCGCCGGAGGGGCAGAGCGCAAGAGCCCGCUCUGCAGAAGGAGAUGCUGA
Haemorhous mexicanus (house finch) is the source of this 783-nucleotide messenger RNA. RefSeq names its product basic proline-rich protein-like. Lineage: Eukaryota; Metazoa; Chordata; Aves; Passeriformes; Fringillidae. The coding region runs from base 1 to 783 and encodes 260 amino acids. The transcript has 3 exons. The record is from RefSeq and is a predicted model, not a curated record.